AAUACUAACUAGACAUCCCAGUUUCAGAUGAGUUUUAAUGCCACAGAUCAUCAGCAUAUUCGCUGGAAUCCUCUGAAAGGGGAUUGGGUGUUGGUGUCUCCUCACAGAAUGAAGCGUCCUUGGACCGGACAAGUAGAGAAGCUGAAUGAACAAGACCGGCCAGAGUUUGAUCCAAAGAACCCUUUAUGUCCUGGAGUAACCCGACCCAAUGGAGAUGUAAACCCACAGUACACUUCCACCUUUAUCUUUAACAAUGAUUUCCCAGCAUUACUGGAGGAAGUUCCAGAGCCUCCGCCAUCAGAUAACCCACUUUUCAGGAGUGCAGCAGCCAAGGGAACCUGUAAAGUGAUGUGCUUCAGCCCUAAAUCUAACGUUACUAUUCCAAUAAUGAGCAUAGAAGAGAUGAGACAAGUCAUUAACACCUGGGUAGAAGAACUGCAAGAACUUGGGAAAAAAUUCAAGUGGGUUCAGAUUUUUGAAAAUAAAGGAGAAGCGAUGGGAUGUUCAAAUCCACAUCCCCAUUGUCAGAUAUGGGCAUCAUCCUUUCUUCCAAAUGAGGCAGCAGCGAAAGACAGGAAUAUGAUGAACUACAAGAUCACCAUGGGGACAAAUCUAUUGCUUGACUAUGCAAAGCAAGAGGAAGAGAAGAAUGAGAGGAUAGUAGUUUCCAACAAUGAUUGGCUUGCGCUUGUACCGUACUGGGCUGUUUGGCCGUAUGAGACAAUGAUAAUUCCCAGAACAAGGCAUAUUCUCAGAAUGACUGAUUUAACUGAUGAUGAGAAAACAAGUUUAGCUGAUAUAAUGAAGAAACUGACAACCAAGUAUGACAAUCUAUUCGAAUGCAGUUUCCCAUACUCAAUGGGCUUUCAUGGAGCUCCAACAGGCCCUGGCUGUGAAGGGGAGGAUUUUGAUCACUGGCAGUUCCAUGCUAUCUACUUUCCACCUCUACUUAGAUCUGCUACUGUCAAGAAGCAUAUGGUUGGUUAUGAAAUGUUGGCGAACUGUCAGAGAGAUCUAACUGCUGAGCAGGCAGCAGAAAGACUGAGGAGUUUGCCUGACACCCAUUACAAAAGGAAAAACUGAAGAAACCAGGAAGCUGAUGAUAAGAGUGCCUUAAAGCUAUGUUUUAAUUCUAAACGGAAUGCCAAAAGAUUAUUAAAUUUUAAAAUGCAAUAAAAUAAUUAACAAUUUUUU
Eurytemora carolleeae is the source of this 1194-nucleotide messenger RNA. RefSeq names its product galactose-1-phosphate uridylyltransferase (gene Galt). Gene Ontology annotation, cellular component: cytoplasm. The transcript has 10 exons. The coding region runs from base 28 to 1083 and encodes 351 amino acids. NCBI's taxonomy places the organism in Eukaryota, Metazoa, Arthropoda, Copepoda, Calanoida, Temoridae. Gene Ontology annotation, biological process: beta-D-galactose catabolic process via UDP-galactose, Leloir pathway. Gene Ontology annotation, molecular function: UDP-glucose:hexose-1-phosphate uridylyltransferase activity; zinc ion binding. The record is from RefSeq and is a predicted model, not a curated record.